AUCCUGUCCUUGUAUGACAGCAUUAAUGUCACUGAUGUAGACAAAGUGGUAGACUAUGUUAAAGGACUGCAGCAGGAGGAUGGCUCAUUCGCAGGAGACAAAUGGGGAGAAAUAGAUACACGGUUUUCCUUUUGUGCGGUUGCGACAUUGGCACUACUGGGCAAGUUGGAUGCAAUCAACAUGGACAAGGCUGUUGAGUUUGUGCUGUCCUGUAUGAACUUUGAUGGUGGGUUUGGUUGUAGGCCUGGUUCAGAGUCCCAUGCUGGUCAGAUUUAUUGCUGUACAGGUUUCUUGUCGAUCACUGGGCAGCUUCAUCAAGUAAAUGCAGAUCUGUUGGGUUGGUGGCUCUGUGAAAGACAGUUACCAUCAGGAGGCUUGAAUGGGAGACCAGAGAAGCUGCCUGAUGUCUGCUAUUCCUGGUGGGUUCUUGCCUCUUUGAAGAUCAUUGGCAGAAUUCACUGGAUUGACAAAGCAAAACUGCGCAAUUUUAUUCUUGCUUGCCAGGAUGAAGAGACUGGAGGCUUCGCUGAUAGGCCUGGAGACAUGGUGGAUCCUUUCCACACUCUGUUUGGUGUGGCUGGUCUGUCUUUGCUGGGAGAUGAGCAGAUCAAACCAGUGAACCCUGUGUUUUGCAUGCCUGAGGAUGUGCUUCAAAGGAUUGGCCUCCAACCAGACUUGCUGAGCUGAGUUUCAAUUUUCAGCAUGGCCAUUUUCCUCUUCUCCUACCCCUGCACAGCCAGCCAUUUCGAAACGGGCAAACCGUGGAAAGCCGUCAUCUUCAACUAACGAUUGGCACACCGUUUAGAGGGACCAAGGACUUUAGAAAGACCCUUAACAUUGUGUGCUUUUUUUCGGGAAAUAUUUCUCAUCAUCAUGUAGGCACAGUAUUACAAUGCUUACUUUUGUUAGUGGGCUUUCUCCAUUUAAAGAUACGGUUCAAAGAGGGAUAUCUGCUAUUUACAGCUUUCACUGUGUAUUAAAACGUAACUUUAUUUUUAUGAUUAAUUCAGCAGGUCACUUUUUGGUGUCAACCAAGAGUGUUUAUUCAAUGAGGGGGAGAGGUCACUCACUCAUCUCUGAUGGCUUUUCCAAAGUGAGUAUGCGAGGCUAAUACAUUUAAAUGUUACAUCAUACUUUAAGCAUCAUAAAUAUGGAUUUCAUGCAUGAGAUUAAUUUUUAUGUCCAAAUUCUCUUACUGUCGUUUGUUCACAUCAGUUGUCAAGGUUUUGUUGGUCAUCACAUCUCUAAAGCAUUCAUAACUAUUGUGCAACCAAUUUAAAAGUCAUGUUUGCUUUGCAAUUGCUGUUAUUUUUAAUGUUUAGGAGAAUUUUGCUGUUGUGGUAUGAAUGAACUCUCUCUCUGGCAUUGAUGCCAGUAUGUGAAGAUGCCUGUUGUGUGGGAUGGAAUAAAUGUGACUUUAAUAUAAAAAACUCACUUGCUU
Messenger RNA from Sinocyclocheilus anshuiensis, 1441 nucleotides. Its product is annotated as Rab geranylgeranyltransferase subunit beta. The annotation marks the transcript as partial. Gene Ontology annotation, cellular component: Rab-protein geranylgeranyltransferase complex. Lineage: Eukaryota; Metazoa; Chordata; Actinopteri; Cypriniformes; Cyprinidae. Gene Ontology annotation, biological process: protein geranylgeranylation. Gene Ontology annotation, molecular function: Rab geranylgeranyltransferase activity. The transcript has 6 exons. The record is from RefSeq and is a predicted model, not a curated record.